This is a messenger RNA of Penicillium coprophilum, 1704 nucleotides long. RefSeq names its product Major facilitator superfamily domain general substrate transporter. The record is from RefSeq and is a predicted model, not a curated record. The coding region runs from base 1 to 1704 and encodes 567 amino acids. NCBI's taxonomy places the organism in Eukaryota, Fungi, Ascomycota, Eurotiomycetes, Eurotiales, Aspergillaceae. Gene Ontology annotation, molecular function: transmembrane transporter activity. Gene Ontology annotation, biological process: transmembrane transport. The transcript has 4 exons.
AUGGGUAUCCAAAAAUUUAACCCUUUCAAAAAGGACAAUCAAAGCUUCCCCAGCGUUGUCAUCCCACUCGCCGAUGCACCUGCCCACGCCCUCUCGGAAAAGGCAGACAAGGGAUCUAGCCAGAGCUUGGACGGCUCAUCUUCCUCGGAGAACGGUGCUGCUGGCUCCAAGGAUUCAACUCACCUGACCCUCGAAGCCCUUCGUGCUGAAGUCGAGGCUGAUAUUUCCACGGCCACUCAUGACUCUGUCUAUGACCGCAAGGCAAAGGUGAUCAACAGAGCCCUGCAGGAUAUUGGCAUGGGCCGGUAUCAAUGGGAACUGUUCUUCCUUUGUGGUUUUGGUUGGACAGCAGACAACCUUUGGCUCCAGGGAGUUGCUCUGACACUCACGCCUAUCUCCUACGAAUUUGGACUCUCCAGUACGGAAGUGCGCUUUACCACUUGUGCUCUAUUCUUGGGUCUCUGCAUUGGUGCCUCAUUCUGGGGCGUUGCCUCUGAUAUUGUUGGUCGUCGUCUUGCUUUCAACGCCACCCUGUUCCUGGCUGGUACCUUUGGUCUAGCGGCUGGUGGUGGCCCCAAUUGGAUUGGAACAUGUGCUCUGUUCUCUUGCUUGGGCCUUGGUGUGGGCGGUAACCUGCCUGUCGAUGGUGCCCUUUUCCUGGAGUUCCUACCCUUUGUCUCGGGCAACUUGUUGACCAUGUUGAGUGUUUGGUGGCCCGUUGGCCAGCUGAUCGGCAGUCUUCUUGCGUGGGCUUUUAUCCCCAAAUUCAGCUGCACUGGCUAUGAAGGUUGUACCAGGGAGAACAACAUGGGCUGGCGUUACCUGGUCCUCACUCUGGGUGCCAUCACUUUUGUCAUGUUUGUCCUACGAUUCUUCUUCUUCCACUUGUACGAGUCGCCUAAGUACCUGCUCUCCCGUGGCCGCGAGGAAGAAGCCGUUGCCUCUAUCCAUGGAAUUGCCCACAAGAACGGCACCAAGACCUGGUUGACCACCGAGAUUCUCAACGAGAUUGGUGGUCAUGCCGAGGUGCAUGAAAAGCAGACAGGGCUCACUUACUCUCAAAUCCUGGGCCGUUUCUUUUCCAAAUUCUCAAUGGAGCGCAUUGCGCCCCUUUUCGCCAACAAGCGCAUGGGCUGGAAUACCGUUCUGCUCUGGUUCUGCUGGGCCACCAUUGGCAUGGGCUAUCCUCUCUUCAACGCUUUCUUGCCGCAAUACCUUUCCCAAACCGGCGGCGAGACAAACUCGAACUACAUUACCUACCGCAAUUACGCCAUCACCUCCAUCAUUGGUCUGCCUGGCUCGUUCCUGGCUUGCUGGACAGUUGAGCUCAAGUACCUUGGUCGCAAGGGCACAAUGGCCAUCUCCACCUUGAUCACCGGCGUAUUGCUGUUCUGCUUCACCCAGUCCACAAAGUCCGAUAUCCAGCUCUUGUGCAGUUGUCUCGAGGCCUUCUUCCAGAACAUCAUGUACGGUGUCCUCUUCGCCUAUACCCCCGAGACCUUCCCUGCCCCGAACCGCGGUACUGGCACUGGUAUCUCCAGCUGCUUGAACCGUAUCACUGGUCUCUGCGCUCCCCUUGUCGCCAUCUAUGCUGGUACUGCGGACCCCAACGCACCCAUCUAUGCAUCUGGCGCAUUGAUCCUGGCUUCUUUUGUUGCCAUGUGUCUUCUACCCAUCGAGACUCGUGGCAAGCAGACUCUUUAA